AUGUCUGGAUUGAUAGACGAGGACGAGCUUCUCAACGAUUCAGAUUUUCAACACCACGACGUCAUGGUGCGAUUUUUUAAAACUGUUUCUCUGCUAUAAAAUUAUUUUUGAGAAAGUCCUGGACGAGGAGAUUCUUCUGGGGGUCAACUCAACUGGCGUGACAUUGAUCAGCGAGGAAAAUGGUGAUAUUAAAGUAGGCGAAGUAAGUCCCGUGGUCUUCCGAUUUGGUAUUAUUUUUGUUUAAUUUUCUUUGUUUUACUUCCCGCCUUUCACUUUUUUUUUUGAGAACUGUGGUCUACUAGGGUACACUGUCUAUAAGCUUUAUAGAAAACUUCUCACAAAUUUGUUUUUAUUUCACAAUAUUAUCCAUGUUAGUAUUUCUAUUCAAAUAUCCAUUUCCCCCACACAAAAGGUCUGUUUGGUUCAGAUAUCAGUUGGUUUAUUUGCGAGAACGUGGAUUUUUUAAAUAUUCACUUUGAAUUCCACUUUUUCGCGAAAAAAAAUCGCUUUUAUCUGAAUGUUCAGGCUGAAAUUAGGUUUAUUUGAAUCAAAAAAAAAGCUCCUAUCAAUUCCUUCAAUAAAACUGGUCACUGCGGUUAUUUUUCUCUCGUUUUAGUCGAAAUCGUCAGCUCGUUCGAUGUUUGAAUCCUCAACAGUCAAUCUUUUUUUCUUGAGAGAAGUCUCAGUUUCUUUUUUUUCACUUUGCUCUACCAAACAAGGUUUAGAUCAUCUAACUCAUAUUUGUUACAUAUAUCCAUUCCCCUGCGCAUUUUCAUUCCAUUGGCUCUAAUAAUUUAUAUGAUUUUUCGUCCCCUUCAUCGACCCCACCUACUUCUUUUCAGGCGUUUCAAAUGAUAUCCGGCAGAUCUGUGUUUAUGAUAUUGCUUUUAUUGAAAUUAUAUAACGGGUCGAAAUUGAUCUCGAGGUGUAAAUGUAUGCGUGUUCACGAGCAUAUUGCAUUGUCGACGUGUGUCUCAAUAAAAAAACUUCAUGAAAAAAGUAGCAAGUUUGCGGUUGAUGAUCCUUCGAAAUGUACUCCGAUGAAGCCCGAAGAUCUGGUUUCUACUUCAUAUAAAUCAGUUCAUUCGAAGAGAGAAUUUUAGAAACUAAACUUGAACGUGUUAAUAUUCCGAGUUGAUUCAGCCAAACUCUUUUGAGUGUGUCAAAAAGAUUUCUCGUUGAGGAGUGCUUCGAGAGGGAAAGUCCUCUGCCAGAGGCAUGAAGAAUCGAAAUUUGUGACGGUCCCUAUUCAUUUGUUUUUACAUCUGUGAGGUUGAGAGAGAACCCUCGAUUCAAAAAAAAAAAUCCAUAGAAGCAGCAGUUCAAUGUUGACAUCAUUCGUUCGCCAUUUCUAGUCUGCGCAAAGCUUUUGCUGAUGUUUUUGAAGACGCAGCAGUAUUUAAAACCCAAUAAACGCUUAAUUUCAUUGUCGCAAUAUUUUCAAUACUAGCAAAAGCUUUCCUAAAAAAAAAUCCUCAAAAAUGAAUCUAGAAUAGGGAGGAUACCACAAAUGCAUCAGUUUUAGGAACUUUCAAACUUGUGAUUUCUUUAGGGCUUGCAUGUUUAUUCAGUGGCUGGAAUGUUCAACAAAAUUAUAAAACCUCUUUAAGGUAAAUAUUUUUUUAGAGCAUCCCGAAAGCUGGAGUAGAUGAGAGUUUUGAAAAAGAAGAGUUGGACUACGACGAAGACGAAGAUGAGGAGAAGCAGGAGAGAACUUCGCGUUUCACCUCGGAGCGUCGACCUGAGAAGAAAGUACGGAGAAGCUCUCUCAAAUGAAACUAACUCAUCUUUCGGGCGAUUUAGACGGAAGUUGAGAUCAAAACCGUGCCGGGGACCGUGAUCACGAGCAUCGGAACGACUCGUGUCGGAAAUAAUUGGAGCGGUGGCUCCUCCAAUGUAAGAUCCAGUCACACUGAAGGAGUUCUGAAGGAAAUCUUGGCUUCUCAGAACUUCAACCGUCGGCCGAACGACGGACCUCGGCCUCUGACGAACACCUUCGUUCCCCCGCCCUUUCCGGUCUAUUCGAACGGACCUCACUCCAAAGUCCUCGUCAACCCCAACUUCUGUCCGGCGCCACAGCCAAUGGGUUUCAUCAAAUCUUUGCUUGGAUGUUGACAUCUUCAUCAAUUUUAGUUUCGCUGAGGAUGGACGGCGCUCCGCCGCAAGUUUUCGGCGCUCCCUUUGCUCAGAAUCCUAUGAUGGCCGCCUCUUCGAUGGGACCGAUCGUACCUCGUCUACCCAGCGGAAUUCCUUUGAUAUCUGGUUCAGAAACAUUUAAAUUAGAAGAAAACAACGAAUUUUUAAGGACUCCCCUCGAAUCAUGGAAUGGCCGGUUUCGGACCGUCUGUCCAUGAGAGAAUGCAAGGCGGCGGAGGAAUCUCCCAAAUCGGUUACGGAAUGUCGAGCGGCGGCAAUUGGGAUCGCGCUGUCGAGGACUUUCUGAUGCAGGCCUCGACGUCUUCUGGAAGGACACGACGUCGGAGUUCUUCUUAUUCCGGAGAUUCCAGCUACUCUGAAAGUUAUAGGUUUAGAAUAUUCAUAUCGGGAUGGUCACCUGGGUUUUCUAUUUCAGCUCCGGGUCAAGAAGUCGAUCUCGAUCGCCGCGGCGCCGGAGACCUCAGCCCAGCGAAAAGUCUCGUGCUGCUCCCAGAAGACGUGACGACGGCGACCGACGUCGUCCGAGGGAACAGAGACGCGAAAAUCCCCGCAGAGACGAUGCCAAGCGAAGACAGAAUAAUGAGCAGGUUCGUUCAGAGAGUUGUAUAAAGAUUGAAAGAUUAGAUUUUGAAAAAUGGCUUCAGGAUCUUCCUCCAAAGUUUUCUGUACACUCUCCACCCCUUUCCUUACAAAAGUGUAAAAUUGAUAAGAAUCGAACGUAGUUCAUAAAAAGUUAGAAACCUUGUGACCCUUCAAACAAAAUAAUUAACACCUGGAUCUUGAUAGCUCAGUGGUUUCAGCUUUCCGGGAGAAUGAAGUUUUCAUGUUUUGAAAGAUGUUCAUAUAUCAAAAGCUAUCUAAAUUGACAUUUCGAUCGAUAAAAAAAAAGUCAUUUUUUUACUUCUGCCCACAAGAUAUUAUAAAAAAGAAAAAUAGUAUCCAUAAAUUCAAAACGUUUUUUUUUCUUGGAAAAUGAAGUUAUAUUCAGAUUUUGAAAAUAGAUUCAACCAUUUUUUUUGUCAAAACAAUGGGUUUUUUUUUUCGCCGUUGGAAAAGUAGAAUUAAUUAUGGCAUCUCAAAGAAUAGCGCACCUGAAGCCCAGGAAAGCUUGAAAAAACUGAAAUCGACGUGAAACUUAGUACCUAGCAAAAUUUUUCGCAUUUAAUGAAAGAUAAAAACGUGUUUUUCUUCGAAAUUCCAAAAGCAGGAUUGGAAAGAGCUUUGCAGAUUUCGAUGGAGUGCGCGAAAGCGAUAGGCCUGAGCAAAGAUUAUCUGAUGAAGGUCGACGAGCAGAAGAAGAAACGCGACGAGAUCCUACGCCGGAAAGAGCAACGACGCUACGGAGCCGACGAACAGCCGCAGAACUCGACGGGCUCCUCAAAGCAGACUACUGUAGGUGUACGGUAGAAUUCGCUGUAAUCUCCCUUUCGUAGCAACCGCAACAGCAGCAGAGCGCCACUUCAACACGGGAAUCUCGCAGCGAAACGGCCAAAAUCGAACGAGAAAGGAAGACCAAGGCGUAUCUGGCCGUGAAUGUGAACAACGUCAAGCAAUUGCCGACGGCCAAACUUCGAGUCGAGACUUUGGCCAAAGAACUUGGAGCUAUCAGGGUAAAAUUUAAAUACAAGUUGUUAGAAAUAUAUGAAAAGAUAGUUUCAUUCUUUUCGAGCUCAUUUUUUUUUUUAAACUAAAAGCUGAGAAAAAUCGCUAACCUAAUGUUUGCUCUAUGGAUAAAUUCAAAAAAAAAUAAUAAAAUAUAUGUCAUAAAUUAAUAUUUAAAUUUUUAAGUUUUUGGAAAAUUAAAUUUUUUUACAGUAGUUUCUGUGUUUGAUCAGCCAUCACAAAGAAAAAAAACUCUUUCCCGAUUUUUCAAAUUUUCUAGGAAUUUUCUGAAGAAUCGCUUCUAGUAUGAAAAUUCUCCUUGAACUCACUCUUUUUUCAAUUUCAAUGAUGUUUUCUUUAUCCUUAACUAUUUUCCUGUUUUCCAGAAAUGUUGGCAAUCCUCAGACGAUACAGUAUCCGUGAUUUUCCUAGAGCACGACAAGGCGAAAGACUUCAUGCUCAAGUAUAAUAAGUGAGUUUUCAACAGAUCAGGUUCCUAAUUAAUCAUCCAACUUUUCAGCAAAGUUUUAUCGGGUCUCCGCGUGAGCGUCGCCCUCGAGAAAAAGUAUCUCAACCUUAGCGAAAUGAGCUAA
This is a messenger RNA of Caenorhabditis auriculariae, 4352 nucleotides long. NCBI's taxonomy places the organism in Eukaryota, Metazoa, Nematoda, Chromadorea, Rhabditida, Rhabditidae. The record is from the annotation of a GenBank genome assembly.